AUGGGGGAAGAAAAAGAAGAGAGCGUCGCUAGUCUUACCCAAACAACGCGGGCGGGAGUCACGAACCAGAAAGCGACUGCCAAGUUCUGAGGGUGGGGGCGUGGCUGAGUGGCUCGCGCGGGAGACGGCGCGAGAAGAGAAGCUCGACACUCUGUUUCGCCGGCCAUUACCCCUGCCGCGGCGUUGGUCGGGCGGGCUCAUUUCUCUUUCGCCGGGUGACUGGAGAUUGGCGAGGCAUCCCUUCCUUCUCCUCUCUUCACCCGGGCGCGCGCCGCCUCGUUGGCCUUUGGCGCUUCGCGGGCAGCAGAACCGCCUCUCCCUCGCGGCGCGCGCCUGUGAGGUAACUUCGUAACGUGUGCACGCGACCCACGCGCGAAACUGCCUCCUCGCUUCUGCCCUCCGCCGGCUGGGAGCGCGGAGCUCUGGCCCUCGGUGGCGACUUGGGAAUGGAGAUUCGUCUCCAAGGUCGGCCCUUAGAAAGCAGCACCUUGCCAGGGGGAAACAACAGCGCCCUUUACUUCCAUGCUCUGAAAAGCUUCCUCUCCUCCUCUUCCUCGAGGGACAGGAGCCACUGUCAGUCGGAGGCGGCAAAUUCCAGCUCGAUGGUGGCCAGAGGCCAUUUGCUGCAAGCUACCCUUUUUUAACAGGGGGAAACGUUGGCGACCUUUUGCCUGCCCUGCUUGCAGCAAUUCAGCCUGUGUUUUAUAGCUUUUUGCAGCCCAGUUCUGUGUUGCACUUACUUGUUUGGAAGCAAAGCGCCACCGUUCAGUUCACUCCCAAGCAGCUUGUGCUUCUGAUUUUACAGAUACUUGUUUUAGCAAAGCAUUUCUUUGUUGUGCUUAACUCUGGAUGUGUUUUUGAAUUAACACUCUUCUGUUACCACCUGCCCCUUUCACCUGAGGCCUUUUAACUGCUUGCAGCUGUAAACCUUGCAGCUUAAAAGUUUUUGUCGUAUUGCACCCACAUCAGUUAUUUGUCGAAGGCAGUGUAUCCCAAAUUUGGGUCUCCAGCUGGUGUUGAGUUACAACUCCCAUGAUCCCUAGCUGUCGGGACCAGUUGUCAGGGAUGAUGGAGGUUAUAGUCCAAAAACAGCUGGCAAACCCAAGUUUGGGGAAACGCUGGUCUAAGGCUUCUUAUACCACCUUUCGCAGAAGUUUUUGGGAUAGUCUUGCGAUACAACCACCACCAUGAAACGAGCAGUUAAAAGCAGCAGGAAAGCUAGGUUUAUUUAAAUUUAUUUAAAGCAUGCAUAUUAGGCAUAUAGCAUACAUAUGUAGACAUACAUGGCCUACAUGGGAAAAGGAUACUCAACAGCCCAUUCUUCAAUAUUUAUACAUUGCAUGGGUGUGUUAAGCAUCUCAUUGAAACAAACCUGGAUAACAUAACAUCUGAGGCGACAUUUUUUCUUUUUUGUGUUACAAUCAGGCGUAAUUAUUAUUGCAAUAUAAAGUACUACUUAAGAGCUUCAAAAAUAGAGACUUCAGCAACAGCCAUAUGUGUACAUACCUAGAAUUAUGCCCAAAUGAACAAAGUCAGACUGAAUAAAAAAGAAUAGGGAGGGGGGGUGACUUUGUAAGGAACAACAAGAUACUCAAGUUGAGUAGCACAAAUCUACCGUAUGUAGCUCAAUAGCUAUCUUGCAUUUGUUUUAAAAAGAUGCUGAGUUUCACAAGCAGUAAUAAGUUGCUUACAUUUAUAAAUUUGCUUUUAAACAUGUAGCUGUCACUCAGAAAACCUUGGAGCAAUACACAUCUUUGUGAGAAACUUUACAAAACCUUUUAUGUUUAUAGCAGGGGUGGAGAAUAAAAUCUGUCUGGUGGCCCAGAUGGGUGGGGGGACUGCCCAUCUGUCAGUCACCUGGCAUAAUCAUUGCCCCUCAGCCUGAUCCUGUUUCCCACCCUUCUCCACACAUUAAAUUCAAACAAUCUGAUGUGGAGAAGUAUGCCUUGCCUCUCCAGGUGUUGAACCUUCGCCAGUGUUUACCAGUCUCUAGAAGUGGCUCAACUUUCUUAUCUGAGAUCUUUGCAUUUCCCUCAUGUGUGCUCACAAGUUGACCUUUCCAACUUAAGCUUUCUGGGGGGAGAUAUUAAAUGAGUGAGUUUUAUUUUAAAAAAUAAUGUAAGUAUGUUUUUGGGUAUAUUUUUAAUUGGGUUUUAGCCUACAUUAUUAAAUCAGCCCUUGAGGCAGGCAUACAGAGGAUACACACAUCAGAAUCUUUCACCCUGGAUCUUUUUUUCUCUAAAAUGGCUUUCAUCACUUUCAAUAGUUCCACCAGAAGAUUAACCCAUUAGUACCUGGAUGGCUAAUAUUUCGUAACUCUAUGUUUGAUGCUCUAAAAGAGAGCAGGGCACAAAUACAGCAAAAAAAUUGCAAACAAGCUUUUUAUGUAGAAAGGCCCAUAUAAUUGGUAUGGCUUUUGGCUUUAUAUCAAUGUAAUCUGCAACAAUGUAAUCCCUUUGUUAUCGGAAACAAUCCACAUACUUUACUAAAGGACUUGCAAAAUCCAGAUAGCAAGCGAGUAAUAACUCUGGUUUGUUAUCUUGCAAUUUAUCUUUCAUUUAUAAGGUGCUUAAGGUGCUUGAUAUGUGGCCUACAAAUUUAUUGAAGUGACAGCUAUUCCCUGCAUACUUAAAGUAAACUGUGUAAAUCUUCACCUUUCCUUUUCUCAAUUGUCAGACACAUCUCACAUUUUGCAGUCACCUAGAGACAGAUUGGACAUGGUGAUGAAUUACUGUGGUAUAACCUUUAUUUUGCUUACUUUUUUAGCUGCCCUAAAGGAUGUGAUUUCAGGAUGGAGGCAUUGCUAGAAAGAAUACAGGGCAGGUAUGUGUAUACUAGUACUAGUUAUUAAUGGCAUUAUUCAGAUGCAUACAUUACACAAAUGCAUAGAUUACACUGAACCUGGAAGAUGGGUUUGCACAUGUGCUUCACAUGUCAGUUUCUUCUCAGUCCCAGAUAUGAUAGUUACUUCCACAAUAAUUGCGUUCACAGCUCCUGUUUUGCUAGCAUUAUGUGAAAGAAUUGUGCUCUUCUCUGGUGGGUAUUACCAUUUUGACAGAAAAAUAGCAGCUACAGCUUCCAGAAUGUGCUUAUGAAGCUGCUCUUCCUGAAAUCCUCUAGAACAGGGGGGCCCAACCAGUCAACCGCGAUCGACAGGUCGACCCCUGGGUGAUCGUGGUUGAUCGCAGGAUCCUUACCGCUCACGUUGUUUAGAAUCAUGUCUCUGCCCCCCUGCCCCCUUGGUCUUUCGCUGCGUCACGUUUAGUAACAACUUUGGUCUGCCCCCCCCCCGGUAGAUCACUGCCAGUUUUUCCCCCUGGGAGUAGAUUGCAUCUCCUGGGAGCUGGACAUCCCUGCUCUAGAACAUAUUUUCCUCUUUGAUCUUGUUGUUUUCAUUAAAGGGACAGUGUAUCUGUGUUUCUUCAGCUUUCUUACACAGAACUUGACACCCUAAGAAUCUUGGUUUUUUAUUAUUGAACAAACAUAUUUUCCUUAUGUGUCAGUCAUGUCUUUGGAAGGGUCAGAAACUGCAAAGAUGUAACCCAUGUUUUCAGGAGAUCAGGCUGUUGUCCAGCAAUCCCUCACAAAGCAUCGGUCCUAUUUUUACCUUGCUUAAUUAUCAUUCCCAUUUACCCACAGCCACCUCAGUUGUCACUAAAAUAACACAAGUCUUUGAUAGCCCAAUUCUUAAAAACAGAUUAAAUUGUGCAAAUGGAUGUGCAGAUCUCCAUGAUUUCCAUUACAUAACAAAUAUAACAAAUACAUUUAAUAUUUUUACUGUAGAGUAGUUUACAGACCUUUAACAUAAACCUUGAAAUUAAUUAGCAUAUACUGGGAAAUCUACUCGUAGUUAGGAUGCAGUCUGUAAAAUGAAAGAUGUAAACAUAGACAUAUUUGAAACAAACAAAGCAGACCUAUAGUGAAACAUGAUUUAAAAUACUCAGCACUUUCAUAAUGUAUCAACAAUGUGUGAAAACAAGUUGCCAAGUUCUAAAUGUUAGUGCCACUCCUGUUUUUAACAUUUGAUAUUUUGGGGUUUGGGGGAUGGCUAGGAGGGGCUUGCAUAUUUGUGUGUGUGUGUCCAAUGCUACAGCGCCGUGGAGCUUCCUUUCUUGGCCAAGCUGUGAUUGGCCUCAUUAAGGAAAAAGCAACUUCUUACACCCUAAGGUAAAAUCCCCAAUUCUGAGCAUCACUGUGGCUUAUUCUCUGGUCUCCUGGCACAACAAAGUGAAGUUUUAAAACCACAAAGUUAGUGUCUUUAGAAUUUUUGCCUCUAUAGAAAAGCUGCCAAGUUGCAAAAAUAUUUGGACAUUCUUGGGAAAAUGAGGCAUUUCAAACUCCACUUAACACUUCCUUGUUGUUGUGCUUAGGAUUUGGAGUGGACCACAAAGUCCAAGCCUGAUAAAUUCAAAUUAGCUGAAGCCCUUCUGGUCACUUUCAUUUUUAAAAAAUAAUAUGACCCCUGGUGUUAUGCAGCUUCCCCGCUUUUAUCCUUGUGAGUGUAUUGUGGGCAAUCAUUGUAUGCUCAAGUUACAUUGCAUUGCCCCGUUACAUGCUCUCUGUUAGUGCUUUUGGCUGGAGGAACCCAUCCCUUAGCAUGGCAAUAAAAGGAUCCAGGAGAAGAGAUGUCUUUGGAAGUAUUACCAUUGCCUGAUUAUUAUGGUGUGUAUGAGAGAGUGAGAGAAGCAAAGAAAGCUUUGCUUACCUGGUAUCUCUCUCCGGUAUUUGCUCCAUGAUUAAAGCAACCGUGCAUGGUUUAACAUGGAAAAACAGCAUUCAAAUAAGGGAUGAGGAUAAUGUAUUUAUUUUUAAUAGAAGUUUCCAGACUUCAUGUGAAGCAGAACUACAGGAGCUGAUGAAGCAGAUAGACAUAAUGGUGGCUCAUAAGAAAGCUGAAUGGGAAACUCAAACCCGGGCACUAGAAUCCUGCUUGGAUGUGCGAGAGCAGGAACUGUCCUCUCUCAGGAAUGCAUUGGAUGAGAAAUGUAAAGAGGUACUUUUAUAGCUUUGGUGCUAUGUGUACUUGUCUAUGCUUUCCUUUCUGAAAUUUCACUGUAGGCUGUUGCACUGCAUCAAGUUGUACCCCCUCUCAUCUUUCCUAUAUCCUUUUAUCAGUUUAUGAAUGCUGAAUCAAAAAUCCUGAAAGACUAGCAUUACAACUUCAGCGUAGAAAAGGAGUAAAAUAUUCCAGUUCUAAAAAAAUCUGGAGAAAAUAAAAUGUAUUCACCUGGCUCCAAAGGUGAUGUUGGGCUUGGCAUCAGUAGAGCCUCAUUGAGGGAGAGAAUUCCAUAAUGGCACCAUCAGCCCAGGAAAGGCUAUAUCCAUGGCCACUACCUAUCUCACUUCUGGGCUGGGGCAGGCGUGGGGAGACCUCACAGCAAGAUCUUUGAGCUUAAUGCUGAGGCAGAUUCAUGUUGAAGAAGAUAAUCCCUCAGGCACUCUGGUCCGAAGGUGUUUUGGGCUUUAAAAACUUUAUACUGUGCUCAGAAACAGACUGAUAGCCAGUGUUUUUCCAGAACUAAUGAUUGGCCUCAGUCAAUAUCUUUUCCACAAACUUUUGCAUGAAGUAACAUUUCUUCAGCCUUCAACGACAAUCUUAAGUACAACUCAUUACACAAGUCUAAAAGAGGCUACCAGAGUGUGAAUAACUAUAGCCACGUUAUAUGCACAUGAAGCCCCGUAGCACAGUGUAAUAACACAAUUGUGGGGCAGAGCAAUAUUUUACUGCAUCACUUUCUUGAAUGAAACUACUGAAGAACAGCAACCCAAAUUCCCAUUUGGGACAACUGAACCUGAAGGAUACCAUGCUUGAGGUAUCUAAAGCUGCUGAAUAUUCCAGGAGAGUUGGAAGGUUUGCCUUGUCCUUCUCCCAGGAUAGGAACCAAGCCUUCUCAUUUUGUUUAACAUAAUAUAUUAUAUUCCAGAUAUCGGUUUAAAUUUUACUUUCCACUUUAGAAUGUGACACGGCAUCUUGGAUUUAUUCUGCAGUUGUUUCAUUGUUACUGUGUAUAGCUGGCACAGACAGUGUGCAUUCUUUUUCGAGUUCCUUAUUGUGGCAGGCUAUUAAUCUCACUUCUGAAUAGGCUAAUUAUAGGCUUAUUAAAAUGUAAUGAAGGCCUCCCUUUGGGAGCACAAACAAUUUCUAGGAGCAGCACAAGCUUGUUCUGACACUAUUUCCAAACCUCACACUGUGUCUACCUUGGCUCAAGAGAGAAAGUAUAACCUGUGUUCCAUUUUCCAAUCAAUGUUAAUGUGGGCAGAUGUGCUACCCUCCUCAGUUUUGUAGAUUGUUGCUGUUUUGGGAGGGAAAUGGAGUUGCUUUGCAGGUGUUCUUGCUCCUCUCUCCACCUUGGGAAUUUAGAACAUGCCAGGGGCAAAAGAGACACUUGCUCUAUCCCAUUUCAUUGAUCAGCCAAAUCAGUGGUCUUCUGUUUUCCUUGUUACACUUGGGUAGACUCAACCACUUAUUUGUGGUGGAGAGAUCGUUGUAGCAAAGUUUGAGGAAAAUAACGUGUAGAGAACCCUUCCUUAAUUGUGCUGUACAGGAUGAUUUUCACAGUUUCUUCACUUUAGUGACUUUUUCCAUUGUCCCAUAAAAGUUGGAAAAUAAAAGGAGAGGGUUUCUGUUGUUGGUCAAAUGACAUUUGGUGGCUUUCAGAUUGAAAGGCUGUGUCAGCGACUAGAAGGGAUGGAACAACUGAAUCGUGAUAUGACUAUGGAAUAUGAACAGCAGUUACGAAAAGUCCAGGAAGAGGUGAGCCUCCUCAAGUCCAGCUUUUAUUUUAUAUUGUAGGUUACUGUAUGAUAUUGCCAUGUCUAUAAUCUUGUCAUCUCAUAUAUAUAUAUAUAUAUAUAUAUAUAUAUAUAUAUAUAUUAUGAUGCAGUUCACAUGAAAGUGCAAAAACAAGAACCUGAAUCAUGCAUAUGUCAAUUCUUCCUAAAACCUUUUAACAUCCCCUUUUUAACUUGUGGAAUUUGCAGUGAUUGCUGUUUUGCCUAUUUAAUGGAUGCAAACAUUCAGCAGUUAUGUUAUUGCAAUGGGCACAAAAAGUGCAGUUUAUUUUCUACAUAAUCACUGUGGGUUUUAACAUGGAUGUAAACAUAAAAAGGUUUUGCUUCACGAAAUGUUUGCAGUCUUUCCCUCUAUGGCGUACUUUUAUUUCCAGGAAUUUAGAGAAAGUUUAAUUUAAAGUAAGUACUUGAUUGUUUUUAGUUCAACGAAGUCAAGCGGUAUUAAUAAGAGAACAGUUCACAUACAGCUGAGUAUUUCCACUCAUUAUUGGGAAAUUGUCGAUGGCGUACAUCAAGAGUGGGGGAACCUGGAGCUCUCCAGCUGUUGCUGGAGUCCAAAUCCCAUCAUCCUUGACCAUUGGCAAUGCUGAUGGGAAUUGGAAUAACAUCUGUAGGGCCAAUGUUUUCCUAUCCACAUCAUAUGUGUACCUUGAUUUGUUCCUUGUUUUACUCCACUGGGAGAUCUCAAAUAGCUUUACUUCUCUACUAUCUAUAGAACACUCGUUAAGCCCAGCAUUUUCAAAUAUCUAGUUCAUUUAUAUCAUGUAGUCUUUUCACUUACAUAUAUAAAAAAUCUCAUACCCUUCCAUUCCUUUUCAUAAUCUGUGUUAGCCCUUUGGUUAGCUGACCCUUAAGAAAAACCACCUUAUUGAAUAUCUUUAAGAGCUGAGUUUAACAAGCUAUGUUAAUUAACUCUAAAGCCUAGGCUCAUUUUGGCAUCUUUUCUUGCUAAUAGAUAAAAACAUUUUGCCUUCUAAGCUCCACUUCUUUUUGCUGGUGGUAGUACAGUGGGCGCUCGGGUUGCGAACGUGAUCCAUGCGGGAGGCACGUUUGCAACCCGCAGCUCUGAGUCUGCACACGUGCAGGUUGCGAUUCGGCAUUUCUGCACAUGCGCAAAGCGUGAUUUAGCGCAUGUGUGAGUGCUGAAACCCAGAAGUAACCCAUUCCGGUACUUUCGGGUUUGGCGUGGUACGCAACUCAAAAACGUGCAACCUGAAGCGUCUGUAACCCGAGGUAUGACUGUAUAUCGUUCUAAUGGCUGUUGAGCUGCCUUUGCAAAGUCAGUUGGUAGCUUCAAUUUGUUUGGGUGUGUUGGGGGCACCUCAGCUCAGAGUAUUAAGUUCGAAUCUUGCUUUCCCUGUGCUAAUGGUUCCUUCAAACCACAGUUGUGUGGGGUGGACUGCUUAUAUUACAGCAGCUUCUCUGUGCAUUAUUCUCAUGGGGAAUUUGUGUCAGUUUUCUUCCUGGGGCCUUGUCCUAUAUGUUUCCUUGCUGUUUUCAGUGAAGUUUACUUCAAGUAAGUGUGUAUAUGGUUGCAGCCAAAAUCUGAUUUUAAAAAAAUAUUCUGUAAGAAAAUAAGGAACAAAGGGCUUGCUGUACUGCAGCUAUUUCACUAUAAGGAGUUGGGUGCUGUGACAGCUUUUCAUGUUUGGCCUUCGCUUUUGUCCUCCUUUCUUCUUUCUUGUCAGCUGCUUGAAGUUAAAUGCCAUAUGAGACUUGUAAUGCAUUAACCUUUUUCUCUGGAGAGUUGGUUCAAGUGCGGCCUACUGUAGGCCAUAAAUAAAAUUAAUUUUGUGCUGUUGCUUUAGCAAUCUGAAGACAUCUGUCUACAUUUUUAGAAGUCUUUUCAUUCCAGCAUGAGUAAUGGUGCUUGUUUAGGAGAUUCCCCUAUGGGGAUAGUAAGGAUUCUGCCAAGCAAGAUUGAGGUGCAGUGGCAGAUAUUUGCAAAGGUUGGAAGCUAGACUGGCAGCAGUAUGGGGGCAGUCAGGAGGGCUGAAGAGUGUUAGCAAUUCAGUAAGUAUAGCAGAAGGCAGUCUAGUACAGCAAUUCAGUAAGUACAGCAGAAGGCAGUCUAGUACAGCAAUUCAGUAAGUAUAGCAGAAGGCAGUCUAGUACAGCAAUUCAGUAAGUACAGUGGUGCCUCGCAAGACGAAAUUAAUCCGUUCCGCAAGAGUCUUCGUCUAGCGGUUUUUUCGUCUUGCGAAGCAAGCCCAUUGACGGAUUAGCGCUAUUAGCGCUAUCAGCUGUUUAGCGGCUAUUAAAGGCUUAAAGGCUUAGGGGAUUAGCUGCUAAAAGGCUAUUAAAGGCUAUUAAAGGCUUAGCAGAUUAGAUAAAGGGGGAAAAGCGAAAAAAAUCUAAAGACUCGCAAGGUAUUUUCGUCUUGCGAAGCAAGCCCAUAGGGGAAUUCGUCCUGCGAAGCAACUUCAAAACGGAAAACCCUUUCGUCUAGCGGUUUUUCCGUCUUGCGAGGCAUUCGUCUUGCGGGGCACCACUGUACAGCAGAAGGCACACACUAGCACUAGAGUGUGUAGUGUCACAAUUUUUACUCUUAAGUGGUGCCCCCUUUUAAGAGUAGUGGUACUGCUAUCUGGAAUAUCCACAUUUGAAUUAUAAAAUUACUGUAGUUUUAAGCACUUGGUCCACAACUAAAAAUAUCCCUCUCAAUACAUGCAGCUUUACUAAGAGACUGACUUGACUGACUCUUAGUGCAGAUCCAAGUCAUCAAACCUGAGCACCCACAUCUGCCGCCUGCCAUGACCCACUGUUGGCAUUAUUGGCAGCACCAGCAGCAGAUACGCUCUGUACUUAUAAUAAUAAUUUAUUAUCUUGCUAAUUAUGCUGUUUUAAAUGUGCACCUUGUAUUUGACUUCCUUUAAUAAUGUUUUCUUUUAAUGUUUAAGAUAAUGUUGUUAACCUUGCGGCGUUAAAUGUACAUUCUGUAGUUUACCUCCUUCGUAAUGCUUUAUUUUGAAAUCUUUAAGACAAUAUUUUAGUUUCCUGUUACUUAUGUUGCUUUGAGUUUAUACAUUAUAUUUCACUUUCUUCAGUAAUGUUUUAUUCUGGAUUGUUUGAUUUGGUGUUUUAAUGUCAGUUGUAAACUGCGAGAUUUUUUUCUAAAAAAUAUAAAUAGGUAUGGAAAUGAAAAUAAUAAUAGUAGUAGUAGCUUAAUCUUUACUGCAAACUGUCUGUUCUCUUUACAGCAUUUCCAGAGUUGUUCUAGACUGCCUUAAAUCAAGAUUCCUAUUUUAAAUGUAUACUUUUUCUGAAUAAGUAUGCAUCCCAUGGAUGCUAUAACAGUUAAAACACUGAUAGCUCAUAGUUCCCUGCCAGUUCUCUCCCCACUUCUUUACAAUUGCUUCAUCAUAUUUUCUGAUCUAUCAUAACUUCAGUCUACUUUCUGUUCUCUCUUUCCCCCUUCUUUAUUUUCUGCUUUGCGGUCUUUUAUUAUUUUGUGAGUUGUCGGUUUGGAGGGAGUUAGAAUAGGGAUUUAAUGGGAAUAUUUACUUUUGUGGGUUGUAUUAUUUUUAUCCUUCCUCCAUUUGUUGUAAUAAUGAAGUGUCCAAAUAAAAAAUAGAAAAUCCAUAAUAAAAAUGUAUCCUACAAAGUUGCAAUAUUGCUUCAGAAAACCUGUGUUCCUCUACAGCACCAAUCACAAUGCUGUGAAUUGCCUUGCUUUUCAUACAGCUAGCUAGGCUGAAGAGAAGCUAUGAGAAACUGCUGAAGAAACAACUGAAAGAAGCAAGGAAAUUACCCUCCAGGAGCCAAGAGGAGGACCAAUCUGAAGUAAGCAUCCUGACUAAGAAGUUAGAGGUAAGUGGAUAAAAUGCAGCCCUGGUCCAGAUUUCAUAAAUUCAGAGCUAUGGAACUCAGUGGGGCUUACUUCUGAGUAGAUAUGAAUUGGCCUUUAGUUUCUUUUCUCUAGUGCUUUCUGAGCAAGUAUGUUUUCAGCUGUUUUUUAUAUACAUUUGCAUGGUCUCUUUGGAAUCUGAUGUACAAGCACUGGCAAGCACAAUAUUCAUCAGAUUUCUGAGAAAGUGUGGAAGAAUAAGUGCUUUAUUUUUGUUCAGUAUGCUUUCCCCAUUUGUGGUUAAAGAGCACAACUGUACAUUAUACAGAAGCAAGAAACCAGCCUGAACCAUGACAGGUUUGAUAAAAAUCAGUGAUUUCCUUUGAACAUAUUAUUUUUAAACUGAUAAUUUAAACAUUGAAAUUGGAUUUAUUUUAAAGUAAAAAUCUGAUUUGAAACAAAGCUGAAGACCCUUGGACUCAAGGAAUUUGUUCCAUGAUUCUUUGGAUUCUAGCUUUAGACUUGAAGCAAGCUAUUUGCUUAGUGUCUUUGUAUAUGUACAGGGAGCUUCAAAAGUAUGUUGAUUAAUUUUUCAAUUAUUCUCUUGCCCCUAUAGAAGUAAAAAAAAAUAUGCAUCUGGACUGCAUAACUAAAUGCAUUUGAUUAUACACAGGUAUAUUUAAUUGCAAAUUAAAUAUUUAAGGUAUUAAAUUAGAUACUUAAUUAUUUAAGGAAGUGGGUCCCAAUUAGCUAAGUACUGCAGACCUGUUUUUCAAAAGCCAAGUCAGGGGCCCCCUACUUUUGAAAAUUUCGCUAUCUCUAUGGUAGUUUUUGUUAUGUGAAUGGUGCCAUGGACCCCCUCGGUGGGUCUGUGAACCCCCAAUUGUGAACCACUGAUUUAAGGUAUAUUUAAUUGUUUGAAAAGAAAUAUGGCCUAAUUGUUCAAUCAGUUAGCAGUCACACUUUGGGUAGUGUAUGUUGUACCCCCUGAUUAGCUAUGCAGACCAGGACAGUGUGGAGCAUCUUGGCUGGUCUCAGGCACUCUAACCUCCCUUUCUAGAUUUGGACCUGAAAGGCCAAGGAAAAGUGUGAGUGCAUGGAGGGCAAGGUGUAAGGAAGCACAAUUUGUAACAUUGCACAGCUUCAUUGCUGAUCACAGGGCAAUGCAUGGGGCAAUGUCUGCUGUUAAGGCGGCUUUAGAUUUCUCAGUUUUGUGGAUCUUGAGCCAAUAUGAGAGAGUCUUAAUUCUGAUCUUAAGCCAGCAGGUUCUUUGAUCAAUGAAUAUGUAAUAAGUUGCAAAAAUAUUUAGAAAUGUUUUUGUAUUUGCUACCUUAUUACUGUAAUAUUUAGCAGAGGUGUGUUUGUGUGAGUAUAUGAGAGAAACAGGCACCUUAUGUUGCAUUUUAUUCUUGGAAUUGAACUUUGCGUAUUUCCAGUAUGUACAGGAAUGUAUCAAUAUAGUUCUAUUGUUGGGGUCCAAGAAACUUUGCAGGGGGUCUUUGUAAUUUGCAUUCAUGACACAUACUGGUACAUAAUGCUUGUGCAUUCAAUCUCUGUGUGUCUACCUCCCUCCCUCCCUCUCUCUCUCUCUCUGUAUGCACGUGCUUUUUUCAGAUAGCCACAUUCCAGAACUAAACCCAUGCUACUGUGAGUUGAGCAGUGAUGGAGUCAGAAUGCUUCCUAUGUCUCCCACUAGAUACAGCCUUGAAAACAUAAAUGCUGCUUAGGGAGUUAAUUAUUUUAAUUAAAAAAUAUUAAAUUGGCACAGUUACAGAUGUAUACCAUUGCCUUUAUACAUAUGAAAUCUCUGGUGUUCUGUAUGAAAAGAGUGUGUGAGGAUGAACCCUGAGGGCAAUUAAGUAAUCUCUGGUAAUGGACAAGGAAAGUGCUUUUCCUGUCGUGGUUUUGAAUGUGCAGGAAUUAAAUAUACUUAUGAAAUCACAGAAAAAUUGAGAUUUCAUCUGAGCUUGUACCAUGGGAUUUAUUGCUUAAUGAGAGAAUUGCAAUUUCUUGUGGAGUAAGUUUGUCCAUCCCUACUAAUUAUGUCAAAAGCAGUAUUUAAUGUACUCAUGCUACACAGCCUCAUCCCACAUAGUGCUUACACAAGAACAAAUUUAUCAUUCAGGGGAUGUGUAGCAUUUUUUCAGAUAAAAUAUAUUUUACCUGGAACAUUUGGAAAAUGUUAUAUAUUUGCAGUAGCAUAAUAACUCGGAGGACUGUGUGACACAGGAUAUGAUAGAAUCAGUUUUUUUAAAAAAAUGUUCAUUAUUUAGAAACCCCUUGAGAGAUAAUGAUGUGUUCUGAUAAACUUAGUUGAAUGUGUAAUGACAGUUCAUUCAAAGACCUGGGGAUGCCUUCUUCCUACUGUUGGCUGGAAGCAUUUUGUAGGGUCUUCCAAGACCACCUUAAUUUUCCUGUCACGAUAAAUUCAGUAUUGUUUUUCAGAUGCUGUAUCUUUUUCUGGACCUAUCAUUAUUGCCACAGUAUACUCGAUGCUUACAACCUAUAUGGUCUCUGUAGCAUGGUCUCUGUGGCAGACACUUUGAAAAACAAAACUCUAAAGAACUCUCAGAUUUAUAAAGGCAUUUGCCCAACAUCUAUACAAGCAAUAACUGGCAUAAAAAAAUAAUGGACUGGAAACCAAAAUAAAAUAUUGUUCUUAUGAAUGGUUGUAUUAGAUUACAGUAAGACCCCAACAUACACAGCGUUACAUUCUGGGGAUCACACCUAAAGCCAAAAUUGUAUAUACAGUGGUACCUCUGGUUACGAACUUAAUUCGUUCCGGAGGUCCAUUCUUAAGCUGAAACUGUUCUUAUCCUGAGGCGCACUUUCGCUAAUGGGGUGUCCCAUUGUGUGCGUGCCUCUGGCGUGCGAUUUCAGUUCGCAUCCUGGGGCAAAGUUCACAACCAGGAGCUGCUACUUCCAAAUUAGCGGAGUUCAUAACCAGAGGUACCACUGCACUCAAAACACAUUGGGUUCAGUGGUGGGUGGGAUUUGCCAAAGUCUCCCUCCCCCACCCGUUGCCCACCCCCUUUUUAUUUGUUUGUUUAUUGCCAAGCACAUAAAGCUGAAUGUGCGUAAGUUAUAUGCAUGUACGUUGCAGGCUUACAGUACUUAAUGAGGUUCUUGACUUGGAUAAGGAUAGGGGCAAGAUAGAAAAUACUGGAUUUGGGAUAGUGGGUAUUUUUCAACCACAUCGAUAGCGAUUACCAAUUGUCUUUACAGGAGUUCCGCCAGAAAUCUCUAGAUUGGGAGAAACAGCGCUUGCACUACCAGCAGCACGUGGCAUCACUGGAAGCACAGCGGAAGGCUUUUUCUGAGCAGUCUGAUCUCAUUCAGGUAGAGUUAACGGAUGAUGAGUUUGCCUUGGAAAGGACUUACUGGCAGACUUCAGAGCCUUAGCACAAUUUAGGUUACCAGUGAAAUGACAAUGAAACUCCUGAUGGAAUAACCUUGUCCUGUUCAAUAUGUAGACAAAGCCAGGAAAUAAUCUGAAAACUGUACAGUGGCUGGAAGGCAAUUGCCUAUCUUUGCUGUCAAGUGCCAGCUGGAGAAAGGCCAUAAAAUGAUUCUGGUUGGGUAAUUGCACAGUGUGAAAGAAUUAAAAUACGAUGUUGUUCAAAACUGUAUAGAUGCCAGACAACAUGCCACCAGGUGUAUGCAACCUGUUUAAAUAAUGAUUUUUAAAAAUGGUGCAUUUCCUAUGUGGCAGGGUAACCAAGGUAGUGUUAAUGCAUAGCUGUGCUGUUUGUGUCUCUUGAAGCAAGCGUGCAGAGCCUCUGCUGUUUCUGAAAAAUUAAUCUGUUCAUUGAGUUAGUGCCGCUGUGGCUUAGUUUAACACCAGGUACCAGCUGUGAAUAAACUUGGUCUGACACAAAACACUGGAGUUGCUGAUAAGAAGCUCUUGCUGGGAGCUUUGCACUUAAUGGACUCCACAGUUGCCACUGAGUGGAAGUUCUGCAUGGCAGAAGUUGGCAGUGACAGGAUUAAGGCUGACACUGAUAGUGGCUUUGUGAAAGAUGCUCACAGAUGUGCUUGGACAAAGUGUAAGCCUUUUGAAGACAAAUACCUUGCUGUCUCUGUGCCUGUGUUUUUGAUGGCUUAGUCUAUUGAAAGCAGAUUUGUUUGGAGCCUUAGCUAGAAGGUCAUAUCAGUGACAGGGCAGCAAAAAAACCCAGGUAGUAGGAUUUUGAUUCUCAAAGCAGUCAAAGGGCAGUAUUCGGUGAAAUAGUUGCAGAUGCACGCAAGGAUUACCACCAGUGCAACAGGACUUCCCACUCUCUCUUGCCACCUGCGCCAUUCUCACAUCUGUUCUUGAGGGUUGAGGGAACUUCUAGAACAGAUCUAGGGGAUGCAGGCGGGAGGAGAGGGGAGAACAUUCCAUUGGCAUAGGGGAAAUCCUUGCACUGACAGAACCCUAGUCUAUAUUUAAUAUAACUCAAAUAAUUCUUAACUGCAGGUAUGCAGUAGUCCUGUUGACAUUGAUUUGGGAAUAAGUUGUAUUAAAAUCCAUAUGACAUACACUUGAGGGUGAAUAGGAUUGCCUCCUUGGAUGCUUAUGAUGUGGGUUUUCCAGGGGAAAAAUAUUUCAUUCAUUCAUAGGCCACCUUUAUCUUCCAAGGAGCUCAAUAACAUGUUAAUUGUACAGGUAUAUGAAUAUCAGAAAAGUUUUUUCUGAAAGCCAAGAAUAGUUGAGAACUGAAACACUUGAUGAGAGAAAGUAAUUAAAGUUCACUUAGAGUGGUUUAUUACAUUCAUAGAGAUUCAGAGCUUUACUUGGAAAUUAUUUUGAUAAGAAUGCUUGUAAAUAUUUUAAGAAGUGAAACUCAAUUACAUACACUUCCCUUACAUUAUUUAGAUUAUAAAGUGGAAAAAUGAAGGCACUCAAAAGCAUUUUGUUAGUUUUAGCAUGCUUGAAAAGCUGUGUGCAUAAAUAUUUUUAAGGGUUUGUUGCCUAAAAAAUAAUUACAAAUUCCAUCUUAAAUUUCACUAGCUUUAUAUCCAUUCCAGUUGACCAAUUUGAUUUGUAUUGUGAAACAAUGCAUUUCUAAAAGCAGAAAAAUACAAUACUGGAAACUUUCACACCCUACAUAAGUUGGUUGGAUACCUUCAGUUAAAAACAGUGCAUGCCUAGGUUGCUUUAAAACUCUCAGUUUGAAAGCUUUCCUAUGCAGUGGGGAAGCCAUCCUGCACAAAUGGUUUCGUGUAUGUAUAUCCCUUAACUUGUAUGUAUGUCUUACAGGACACAUUAUGUCUGCAGAUUCCAAACAUAUGUUUGUCUUUAUUCCCUUUAUCAGUUAUAGUGACCAUCUAAUAAGUGAAAAAGUGAUAUUUCUUGGGAAACUUUUGUUGCAGUUGGAGAAGUUGGACAUGUAAACCUCUUGCUGCUCUUUUCUUCCAGAAGUGGUGUCGUGAUCACUGCUACAAGUAGACAAAAAUAGAACCUAACCCAUUUCAUUUAUGCCAGGAAUGGGGAGCUUAACAGAACAGUGCUCUCUGUGUUACAGGCUCAACUGUCCAGCCGGAAGCAAAUGUUUGAGUCUGUGGAGCUGGCGAGCCAAUCUGAAAUCCAUCACUUAACUAGCAAGUUGGAAAGGGCCAAUGACACUAUCUGUGCCAAUGAACUGGAAGUGGAAAGGCUGAAUAUGAAAGUGGAUGAUUUAACUUCUAGCAAUCAGAAAAUUUUGGAGGAACAUCAAAGAGUACUAGAUGAGCUGAAAGUUUCCCGGAACUCACUGGAGGUCUGUGAGUGAAUUGCUUGGAAGCAGGUUAAUAUACAGCUUGUAAUGGUAGUGGGCUGGCAAGUCACUAAUUAAAUAGGCUUCCUCCCAGCUUUAUCCUGAGCCUAAUUGAGAAGCAAUGUCUGAUAGGGAAGGGAUUGUUCCAAGUUGUCCUCCUCUUUGGGUAUAUGCACAAGCACAAUAGCUUGCUUAUUCUAAAAUCUUAAUCCCAUUUGUUGUAUCUUUGCAUCACUAAUUUCCAUCUUCUCCUCUGAAGGUUCUACAUGAAGAAAAGAUGGAACUUAGGGCCACUCUGCUCUCUCAGGAGGACUUCAUUAACAACUUGCAGAUGCAUAAAGAACAAUUACAGAAGGAAGUGUCCAAACUAACGGAAACCUUGCAAAACAAAGAAGCUUUUGUCAGGUAUGGGUCUUGGCAUCAAAACAUACCCAAAUUAUGCCCUUUGCCUGAAACCUAGAUAUUCCUAGAUAUCUAGGAAAAGUCUGUAGCACAUUUGUUUUUUCAACCCAACUGAAGAUAGAUAGUGAUUAGUAUUCAGCAUUUGCUAAAAACGUUAUUUAAAAAAAGGAAAAAGACAGGAUUAUAUCAGUCCACAACAUGAUUUAAGGUGGAUUUUCUAAAUGUUUCUUGGAGAGAGAAAGAGAAAAUAGAUUUUAUAUUUUUAACUGACUGUCAAUUAACUGUUGCCAGUUUGAGAGGCUUUCAGUGAGGCGUCAAAACAUCCAGUGGAAGUUACCAUAACCUACCUCUCCCUUUUGAGAACUGCUUCAGUAGGUUAACAAAUACACUUGCUAAAUUUAAUUGUUUGUUCUUGUAAUAGUAGAAUAAUGCCUCUGGUUAUUUAUUCUCUACACCACCAAUCCUACUUCUCUGAAUUAAAAAUUGCCACCGUAGUAAAUUCAUGCAUUUUGAAUUACAUUUUGUGAGGGUACACAUUGGCUCCUUUUAGGAUUUUGUACUACCGUCCAGUGAAAUAUGUGAAAUUUCAGCCAGACCAAAUGCAUUUAUUGAAUGUCUUAUUAUUUGUUCCUUUUAUAUUUCAAGGAUCCACAAAUUUUGACUGGCCUUGAUAAGCAAGGACACUUGUGUUUGACAUAGACCCCAUCUCACGUGGGGGAUGGGGUCUUGUCUCUUGGUAACAUACUGAACUUGAGGUAAUUGGAGAACAUUCAAAACCUAGCACAAAUGUGAGAAUUAGCCUUCUUCCCUUCUCAGAUGGUAUGGAAGGAGGCAAAAGCUUAUCCCUGUUGUGUAUCCUAAUCACUAGGAUGGAGUCAGUCACCAGAUCAUCUCUGGCAAGCAGAUAUAUGGACCUUUGCUUUAUUGUAUGACUUUAAAGUGUUUCAAUUCCCCCCUCCCCCCCCAAAAAACCCUCUUGUUGGAUGUUGGCUUUCAUAAGUUGAGCACUUUUCUUGGGCAGAAAUUGUAAGGUGGAUGAUAAUACUAGAAUAGAGUCAUACUUCUCAUCAUCCUUCCUUACCGAUUAACACCUAGAACACCAUUUUAAACUGUAAGAUCCUUGUGACUGAUAGUUACGACCUACUGAGAGUCCCUAAAUUACUGCUCCAAGCUUUAAAAAGGCAGUAGUAACUAAUUGACCUGCUUUUCUUGUAACACUAAGCCAAACCAUUGCUGAAAACAAAUGUGUGGUCUCCCGGAAAAGAGUGUGGCUGCUUCAUUUGUUCUUGAGUCCUCAUGCAAGGUGAACCAUGAUUUGGAUUAGUGUAUUGUCCAACCCAGGUUCUUUGUUUGUCUCCUUCAGACAAACCACAAGCUUUAACCAAGUUUUGUUUUUGAAUUACAGUUUGUGAUUUGUUUCGAGGAGACAAACCAUGAACCUUGAUUCGGAUGGCACACUAAGCCAAAUCAUGGCCUAUAUCACAACAGUAGCAGUAGCAGUACCAGUGGGGAAGCAAUAUUGCCACAAUCUCCCUUCUAGUUUGGUUUGGCUUAGCAUUACAUGUGAACUGGGCCAUAGCUCUGCCUGGCCAGAGCUUAAGGUGAGUAACAUGCAAGGGCUGUGCUGUUCCCUUUUUCAUUUGCAACGCUGAUGGCGAACAUGAUUAUUUCUUCCACGAAUAUUUCAUUGAAUGUUAAGUGCUUUUAAUUCAGAGUUGAGGUACUACUAUCUAUUUUAAUCAUAUAUUUAGCACUUCAGAAACAAGCAUUGCAAUAUCCAUCUGUGUUGUGGGUCUGUUUGCACAUCUACUAGAACUGGUGUGUCUGAUUUAAUUUGGAUGUCAGAAGGCUACAAUCUUCAGGAACUCACAUGUCUUCUUGUACAGGUCGCUGGAAGAGUGCCUGCAAAGCAGUGAAGGAGCCAAUGGAAUCUAUCGUAGCAGGACAGAGUUGGACAACAUACACUUGCAGCUACAUCAUCCUGAAAUUAUUCAUCUUGAGGGCAGGUAGAUGAUCAUUGCAGAAAUUUAUCCACCUUUACAAAUGAGUUUGAAUUUAGAAGAUAAGUUCUGCAUCUUUACCGUAGCAGCGGGCUCUAAUGGUGACUUAGAAAUGUCUAAACUUUUUAGUCAUUUAUUUAGGGUUAUAUGAAUAGGACAUCCUUACUUGGAGAUGCCUGACUGUAAUUUAAGACAUUUUUAUCUCACACAAAGGUCUAAGAAUCAUAUAUGCUUGCUAGGUGACUAAAAUUACAACUUCUCAUCAACUGUUGAAUUGUUGAGUGAGCAACAAGCUACCAAGGAAAAGUUUCUGUAACUUGGAUGUUGCUCAGUGGGAUUUGUGCAUCAGAUUUUUUUGCGGGGGCUCAGAUAAUUGCAAAAUGGCUGCCACUCUCCUCUCUGUAGUGACUUGCUACAAUAGUUUACAAAGUCUUUUGUGUUUUGCUGUGCUUGUACCAUUUUGGAAUAUAGCCUGGGUUCUGCAAAUACAAACCAUGCCCCGCUGAGUGAAUUGCUAACUGAGAAAUGCCGGGAACUGCAGCUGACAGAAGAGCACCUCUGCCAGGCUAAUGCUGAGAUAAAAAAGGUGAGGGCCUUUUGUGCAAAUAAAAGAUGUGCAGUGAUAUAUCAUUUUAAAAUAGGUUUGGGCACUGUAGGAAUCGAUGUUGUUACUGAAAACCCCAUUAUACCUAGUAAGCACCCUUGUUUUUAAUGGUUGCUUCUGAGUUUUGUCUAUGUAUUAGAUGUCAUCUGUGUAUUAAGUUAAGAAUUUUCUGUGAUGUGGCUUGAUGUUCAUUUUAGGGAUUUUUUUGUCCAUAGAUUGGAACAAACUAUGCAACAACCAGCUUCUUCAGUUUCUGUGUCUUAAGUCCUUCCCUCAAUUUUGUUUAAUAGCUCAGCCUGGUCCAAUGGCUAGGUCAGUGAGUAUUUCAUAUAGAAUGGAAAGCAAUUUUUUUUUAGUGUUCAGUUGUGUUCAGCAUUAGUUUUAAAUGGUGCUUACAAUUUGACUAUUUUCACCUAUCACCUUUUUUGAUGACAAAAAGUGGGUCCUUUACUCUUCUGACCUCUGCAUUUUGGUAAUAUUUUUAAAAAUACUUGUCUUAUUUGCACUUUUGUGUGCAGUAGAAGCUCAGGAACAGUCAGGGGGCAUUGUUAUAAUGUGAAUAAUUCAGUUUGCCUGUCCACUUGUGGGUAAUUUGCUAGUUUAUCAUUAAUCCCCUGAUUCAAUGAAAUACAACUGCCCUAAGAAUGCAGAAGAUCAAUGUAUACAGGCAGAACUAUUACACUGUGCAUUAGUACUGAAUGAAUUAUGAAACAGUGCUGCUCACUAGGAUCAAGUAGUGAGCAACUGGAGGACGUUGUGCUUCCAGAGAGCUUAGUAUACUGAGAUUUCUGAUAAUCAGUGAAAUGUUAACUGCAAAUUUUGUAUAUGUUUCUGUCUAGCUGAAGGAGCAGCCAUUGCACAAAGAACAGAGUCACAACAGUGAGUUAGAAGGAAUGAAGCAGGAGGUUGCUCAGCUAACACGGGAGCUUCACCAGCGUGACAUCACAAUUGCCUCAUCAAAUAGUUGUACUUUAAACUUGGAGCAGCAACUAAAAAUGGAGAUUGAAAAAGCAGAACGGAAGGCAGUGGAGCACAGGGUAAAUAGGCUGUUAUCCCUCAAAAUGUUUUGAUGUAUAGCAAUUAGAGCAGGGGGUUGCCAACCUUUAUGGAGCAAUGGGCACAUCUUGCAUUUUGAAAGAGUGCUGUGGGCACCAGUCACAACAUGCCUGCCAUGGGAGGGGUGGCAUAACAAAAAAUUUGUGCAGUCAUGGUGAAGCUUUUUCUAUAAUUGUAUUUCCAUACUGGAAAAGGCUAAGCCUUUUCCUCACAGCUGUUAAAGGCACAAAAAGUCUGGUUUUCCCCAAUGCCAACCCCAACCCAUAGCCUAAAGUGCCUCAUUAAACACAUGUAUACCAUUGUACUAUAAGUAGACUAUGCAGUAAAUUCUUAACGAGUCCCUGGUUUUUAGCUUCUCUGCAGGUAGGAGACAUGCCUAAGCCUCUUUCAUAAAGUUUUCACAUUUGCAUUUGGCAGAGGAGUAGAGAUUAUUUAAUAUUAGAAAAAAUAAUAAUUUCUAGGGCAUACCUAAUCCCAGAUGAACCCACUGCAGAAAAGAUGUAGCUUGGUGUGGCGUUCAUACAGAGCCCCCAGUUGUUUCACGGACUAUUGACCUGCACACCACUACUAUAUUCUUCCGCUGCCACCAAUUUUGUGGGAAAAACCCAGGGUUCCCCGGUGAAGUAUUGAGUCUCAGUCAGGUAGAGUUAACAAUGAAGAUUAAAGUUUAUUUCAAACACAAACAAGUUUUAAAAUAUUUUUGAAAAGCUGUCAGUCUAUUCCCUCACAAUCAUGUCCCUGUCUCUAACUCACUCUGACUCCUCUAUCUCCCCCCCAAAAAGAACCAACCGAACUAACUGUCAAAACCUCUGGGCUGAGCCUCAAAAUCAGGUAGGCUCCACCCCCAGGCUUUCUUAUUGGUCAACCUAUUAACCCUUUCUCUCCCCCAAUACAAACGUAUCCCCAAAGAAUGGGCAAACACCACACUUGGUUACUAGGGAAAAAGGAAAGGCAAACUAUGGAAAGUCUGAGGUCUCAAAAAUAACACAGAAGCAGAGAGGCCACUAAAGGAGAGAAGGAAACAGCUGCUCUUUGGGACCCCAGGGAGAGCUGUUGCCUGGUGUCCAAACAACUCAUUUAUGAACUACAGCUCUCAUGUAUUCAUUGGCAAAAACCACUACCAGCUGGGAGUAGCCAGGCUGGCUAAUUUCAGAGAAAUUGCAUAGAAAGCUGCCUGUACAUUUUGAUUUAUAACUUCCUAGGAUGGCUAGAAACUUAUUUUUUAAAAACAAAAUAUCAGAGUCUUGGGGCCCUGCCUGUGGGUUACUGAUGAAGAAGGCUUUUGCAGGAAUGAUGGCACCCAUGGGUGCCUGGUUGGUGAGCCCUGCAUUAGAGGAAACCAUAUGUUGUGGGAUGACACUUCUUUGGUUGCAUGUAUGUUCCAGACCCUUUAGCUGUAUUGGCACCACAUUUUCAGAGUUAGCUAUGAGGGCUAGAAACUUGCUAAGAUUAAGGUUGCAAUUCUCAGAUUAGCACAAGUUUAUGGGCUGUAUGGUUCCUCCAUGUGAAAUAUACUAACAGGAAAAAAUGGUAACUUCUCCCCAUCCCCCACCCUGUCACUUCAGGCUGUUUUGUCGCAGUUGGAAUCUCUUAAGCAAGACAAUCACCAGCUCUCAGAAAUUCUUCAGAAGGUAAGUGUCUGGUGUGAUGGGAUGUGCUAUUUGAAGUGUUGUGCACUUGUAGUCUCUCUAGAAAACACUUGGCUUUUGUGUGUGUUGUGCAGGCAAGUGCAUCUUUCAUAUAUUUAUACAAAGCUUUGAAAGGUGAUUUGAUAUUUUUAUACUGAAGCUUGCAGGUUAAGUCACAGUGGGGUUUAAGUGAAAUUGGUGAGACUUACUUCUGACUAAACAUCCUAAGUGUUAGGAUAGAAAGAUGGACAGAUUGAACUAUGUAUAUUUUAUUUUCUGGGCCCACUAGGUGUCAGUGCAAUGUUAGUGAAGGAGAGUAUAAAAUGAAGCAUUGCAAUAAAUGUUGACAUUCAAAGCCUGCUCCACACAAUGUUUUGAUUGAACCCCUACACAUAGUUAUAGUAAUUUGAAGCCCAUCCACAUUGUCACAGAAAAAUUGUGCUGUCUCUUCUCAGUAAUAAGAACACUGUUGCACAUGAUUUCCCCUGAUGAAUGUUGCUGAACUGGUGGAACUUGUUUUCUGCACAUGGCUGCAGCAGACAGAAUUGUCUCAUAUUGGUGAUUAAAGUGGGCAUAUCAGAGGGUGGUGUCUUCUUGUGCCCCUCCCCACCCCAGCCCAUAAUUUAAGCUCUCUGGAGAAAACAAGCAUUUGAGAACAAAACAUUGAAAAUUGAAUACUAGUGAAGAUUUGUCUAGGGCAUUUAAUUUUAGUAGGUAUUAAGAAGAAUACAAUUUGGUUUGUGUUUAUAAUCAAGUGAGAUAAUUUGGCUGUUCAGACAUUGUACGCGCGCGCGCGCACACACACACACAGUCUCUUCUGUACCUUGUGAGGCAACGUGUGAGCCUUGGGCUUCCUUCCAUCUCUUUUCCCACUUUUGUCAUUAUGGGGAGAAGUGAACCAAAUUGAUCCUGUGUUAGUUUGAACAUGGGAUCUCCCUAGACUUUGGAAAAUCUCCUUGUUCAUGUGUUCAUUUUUAGAACAGAUAGGGUGAACAGGGCAGCAGCUCAUGAGUCCAAUAGCCCUCCACAUAGAGGGGUGGGAGUUAUGUCCCUACAACCUCCAUGGGGAGUUGUUCUGAGUUUGAUUUUGUUCUUCAGUUUACAUAUGUAUUCAUAUUUUGAAAUGAAAUUAAUCUAGAUCACAUGUUAUAAAAUGUGUUUCAAUGUUUUGAUGUGAUGAGAAACAAAUGGUACAGGUUUGAUAAUGUUCUGUGUCUCCACUUGAAAAUACAGAAGGAAAUUUCACUUGAAAAUCUUGAAGGACAUCUCAGCAUUUGCAGAUGUGUUGCAGCUCUUGCAAGCUGAUUAGAAUAGGGAAGUGAAGGAGACUGGGUAGAGAUUGACUGAGUUAAAUGAUCUUACUAAGGGAAAUUACUGAGCUAAAAACUUGGUAUUUUAAAAAUGGAUGUGUUUGCUCAGUGUUUCUCAGCUGACAUCAGUUACGCUCUGAUCUGUGUGUGCAUGCGUGGUUGGAUUUCUUGGUAAUGGAUCUUGGACUCGUGACUCUAGAGGGGUCAGUCCCAGCUGGUUAUUUAAGCUUUUCUCUGCAGUUGGCAAAUACACUAAUCACACAGCGGUUUCAAAUGAAUGGAGUGUCAGGAGAUUUUUUGUAUAUCCAGGUACAAGCAGGCAGUCCCAUUGGCUUUGGUGUUAGUGGCGAGCUAUGCAGCUGGAACACAUUUAAUGUGACUGACGUUUAAGUGAUCACAAAUUGGUCUUGAAGUUCACACCCAAUUGAGAUGAAUGAGGGAAGCUUGUACCUAUGUAGUUCGGUCUUUCUAGAUGUAGACUCUUUCAGACAGCUGGUGAUUGAUUUACGCUCUGAAGGGAUUUUUUCCUAGUAGAAGACUUGGAAAAUUUACUUCUUAAAUUUGCAAUACAAAAUCAAACUUUCUAGGGAAAGCUGGGCUGGUGAACAAACACAGCAGCGCUGACUAAAGCAUUUCUGUCACCUUAAGGGAAAAAGUGCCCCCCUGGCAGAAUUCCAGGAAAGUUAUACCAAAGCCCUAAAUAAGGUGGAAUCUGAAAACCAGCGAUUAUUGAAAGAACUAGCAGAAACUAAAGCCAGCCUGGAAGCCUCGUCCCGCAGGUCUCAGGGCAGAUAUGAGAAUAUCAUGCAGCAGAUGCAGCAGCAGAUGACUGAGAUAAAGAAUGUGGAAAGCAGGUAAGAUCUAUGUGUUCAACAGGUUUUUCUCUUGUUCUGAUGAAUUGUUUACAAUGGCUGAAAUCCUAGUAUAGCUUGACGACUAUGGUGUUCUGAAGAGUCAUUCUGCUGUUACACCUUGAAGUCUCUGUGCACUGCAUGUGUUUCCCCCCCUGGAAUUGAAAACAGUUUGUUCCUAAACGUUCUUGCAUAAUAUUUGCAGCUGAGAAGAGCUGGUCUGUAUUGAGUGAUUUUUUUUUUUUUUAAUAAUCCAUGUUCAGGAGACUGCAAGAGCUGCAGUGUAAGCAUGAAGAAGAAAUGAGAAUACUUCAGGAUAAAUAUGACAAGACUGUUCAGCACUAUGAAGAAGAAAUUCAAAAGGUGCAGCAUUUGUCAACCAGAAGAGUUUUUAGUACAGCUGAUGGACUGUCACCCCAGAUUAGCAGGAGCAACUCUGUUGAAUCCUUGUCCUGUGAUCCCCUUCUGAGAUCAGAUUCCUUGCCACAUGGAAACAGUGAAUUUACUUAUAUGUUAGGCAAGAAUGAGAAAGAACUUCUAUCUUUGGUAAGCAUGAAACAAAGUGUCACACCAAGUUAUAUGCAGAAUCCAUUAGAUGCCUAAUGUAAAACCACUACCACAAAUGUUUGAUGUGUGUGUUACUCAGACUAGACAAAUCUUAUUUGAAAAAGUCUUCCAAAUGCCAUAAAACCUCUGUUCAAAUGAAGAUUGCAAGGAUUCUGUAGUAGGACACCAGGUGGCAGCAGCUUGUUGACAAGAGGCAUAGAAAGGGGUGUCCCAAGUUCAACUGAAUUGUUCCUUGUCUCCAUGCAGACCAAAGCGGAUUCCACUGCCCCUCUUCAGUUGACUUGCUGCUUAUCAAAGCCUGGGCUUAAGAUUGGAUGAAAGCAUGGGCGAACAGGGAGGGCUUGUUCAUAGGUCCUACUUCUCUAUCAUUUCUUCCCAAUUCCCUGUGCUUUCUUUGCUAGUGGUUUGCAUGCACGCACAUGGCAUGGUGAGAUUGGCCAACGCUGCGCUAGCAGUGAGUUCGUUGCUGGCAUGCUGCAAUCCCUUCUAUGGAUAAGCAGCUCUUUAUCAUGCCUACCUCUCUCCUAGGAAAGCUGUAAACAACAUUCACACCAAUACAUUCAAAGUACUGCAAAUCCACUUUGAACAGUCACAGCUUCCCCUAAAGAAUUCUGGGAGCUAUGGUCCCUUUACAGGUUUUCACAGUGGUUUAACAACCAACCCCCUUUCACAGGGAACUCUGGAAAUUGUAGGUCUGUGAAGGGAUAGAGGUUUCCUAACAACUCUUAUUACCCUUAACAAACUACAUCUCCCAGAAUUAUGGGGGACGUCAUGUCUGUUUAUAAUGUUUUGAAUGUGUGGUGUGAUUGUGGCCUUAGACAUUAUAAUGGUAGCUCUUGCAAUGGAGAACCAUGUGGAAGUGGACACACUGAAGUGGGUGGAAUAGGAUUUGGUGCCUGCAAUGUCUAGUAUUGAGAAAACUGAAACAUUGAUAUUAAGUUGUUCCUAUAAUAUGAGCUAUUGAUACACUCAGGUGCAAUGUAGGUCUUUAGUACAGUAGCUCCAGAAAAGGCAGCAUAUGUCCUCUUACACUUAUACAGUUUCUAUUGGUUGUGUAUUUAGGGUUUAACUCAACUAAGGACUUCUCCUUGUGUAACAAGGCUUCCCCACCUGCAAUGACCCCAAAAUUGCCUUGAGGGCAUAUGGGAGAAACCCCAGAACAUGCGGAGGGAGGAGAGGUGGGGUUCAUUCUGUCUGACAAGCUGAAAUACUUGUGCAGACAGAACGAUUAGAAGUGUGUGACAUUGAAUUCCACCCUAUAAUUUUAUUUUUGAAAGAUGUGACUCCUUGACCAUAGCUUGCUGAGGUAUAUUGAGAAUCUUGAGGGGAGCAUGAAAGGCUUACAGUUCAAUCCUAACCUUGUUUAAUCAGAAGUCAGCCCCAUUUCUGUGACUUGAAAUCCUAAAAAUAUUUGAAUUAACUUCAGUGUUUUAAAGGCAAAUAAUAAUUACUAGAGUUUUCAGUCAUGAUUUCUAAUGUACAACUUCAUCACACCCAAUUUAAGCUCAAUAGAUGAAAGCUUAGGGGGUGGGUGGGUGUGCUUAAAAGCAAACUAUAUUGAAAUAAUUGAGAUUUAAUCGCCAAGUUAACAUGUUUGGAUGAUGGUGUAAGCCAAAUACUAGCCAAAUAUCAUAUAAUCCAACAUUUUCACAUUUUUCAGGGUUAAAUAUAUACCAACAGUGCUGAGAUGAUGCUUUGCUUAGGGGAUUUCUAUCCAUAGAUGCAGUUAAAUAGUAAAAUGUAGCAAUAGGCCAGAAAUAAUCUUCUGGUUGAGUCCUGUUCAACAUAUAUGUUUUAUUUUUAGAGCCCGUUGCCUACAACAAACAUUGGUGCGAUUGCUGUCAAGUUCUUGGAGGAGGAAGAAGAAAGAUCUCAACAUAUCUUAGAACGCUUAGAUGCACAUAUUGAGGAGUUGAAAAAGGAGAGUGAAAUGACAAUACAGCAGUUCAAACACCAAAAGUGA
This is a messenger RNA of Podarcis lilfordi (Lilford's wall lizard), 26698 nucleotides long. Lineage: Eukaryota; Metazoa; Chordata; Lepidosauria; Squamata; Lacertidae. The record is from the annotation of a GenBank genome assembly.